This is a messenger RNA of Penicillium soppii, 2094 nucleotides long. RefSeq lists its product as uncharacterized. The transcript has 8 exons. The coding region runs from base 1 to 2094 and encodes 697 amino acids. The record is from RefSeq and is a predicted model, not a curated record. NCBI's taxonomy places the organism in Eukaryota, Fungi, Ascomycota, Eurotiomycetes, Eurotiales, Aspergillaceae. Gene Ontology annotation, cellular component: DNA replication preinitiation complex; nuclear origin of replication recognition complex; nuclear pre-replicative complex. Gene Ontology annotation, molecular function: DNA replication origin binding. Gene Ontology annotation, biological process: DNA replication initiation; DNA replication.
AUGGACCAAAUUGGGUUUGAUGGUGCCUUGGGCUUGUCGAAUGACAAGUCUCAGAAUUUGGGUGCUUACGUCUACCAACCACCAAAACACGGAAAAGCAGCAGGCGAGCGACCCUCAAAGCGUCGCAAAGUUUCCUCGGGGGCCACCUUGGACGAGAAACGAAAUGCACAACGUUUUGUAUUGCUUUUAGACGGAGAAGAGAAUUCCGAGUCUGUUCAAUUGCGAUACAAUACCUAUAAGAAGCUAUGGUCAAAGCAGGAGAACAAGAUCCAGGCUAUUCUUGAGGAUGUUGAUGCUGGAGUUUUGACAGACGUCUUGUCCUUUGUUAGAGAAACCUCACCUCAGACUUGCAAUGGAUGCAUCCCCACGGCGUUGGUUACGGUUGGGUCCAAUGUGUCUUCACUUAGCAGACUGCUAUCACGGCUUAAUGACCAAUUGAUAUCGACAGAAGAGGGCAGUGUGGUGGUACUGGAAUCAGGUGAUGCUCCUAACUUGAAAACAACAUUGAAGAACAUCAUCCGGGCUACCGUCACCAAUACGGAUGGCAAUGACGGCUACCAAAAGUUCCUCACAGACCGUGCCGGACCUCGACUACUCGGUUAUGAUCUUGACCUUCUCCACGACUAUGUACAAAGAAAGGGGACUAAGAAACUGGUUCUCGCUCUUCGGGAUUCCGAAGCUUUUGAUCCUGGACUUUUGACGGACCUAUUGUCCCUCUUCAAAUCAUGGCUCGAUCGCAUCCCAUUCACUGUCUUGCUUGGUAUUUCAACCUCGGUGGAGCUCUUCGAAGGUAGACUGCCUCGCUCGUGUGUUGCUUUAUUACGAGGAAAGCAUUUUGAGGUCCAAGAGGCCGGAAACUGCGUGGACCGGAUAUAUGAGUCUCUACAAACUGACACAAAUACCCAAUUAUGGCUGGGUCGCAAUAUUACCAGCACUCUCUUCGAAAACACAAGCGAUUAUUUCCAAAGUCCGGAGGCAUUUAGUCGCAUGGUCAAGUAUUCGUACAUGUCUCAUUUCUUCGCAAACCCUCUGGCGGUAUUAUUUGCCAACCCGGCUCCUACGGCUCUCACUCAAAGCAAGCUUUGUGAAGCCAUCAGAAAUUUGCCCUCAUUCCGAAUGUUCUGUGAGGAUCUAGUGGAAGAAGGAUCUGGCAAGCAAGUACGAGACAUGAUUGAAAAUGACGAAUAUCUGAUCCAACAAACGAUCAAGUCCGUCGAUGCCGGCCAGCAAAUAAUGCGAAAACUCUUUCAAACAGUUCGUGUCGUACAUGCCUGUCUUCAAUAUACACAAACUGGGAAGAAGAUCAAUGUGUCUGACCUUUCUGUGCGUGCGCUCUGUGGUGAGCUCUACGAGUCCAAUGUUAUGGAAGAAAUGAUGGCCACUACGAAGACGUUGGACUCCGACAAACUGCUUGAACUCAUUUCGCGUUUGCGCCAGAUUAUACACAGCCCAGAAGCAGAGCAAAUCCUGCAAGAUCUCGGAACUCUAUUGGAAUCAUCCCCAGAUUCUGGUCCGCUGCGCAGUGGAUACAAUAUUAAUAGCACUGUCACCAAAACCACUGUGGUUCAACAGCGUAUCCAGCUAACCAAGGGGAUAGCUGAACAAUCGGAACAGGACUUUGAAUACACCACGAUUGUUGACCGACUGGUUGCGCUUCUGCAAGAACAUCUGACGGAAACUUUGAUCAACCCCCAAGAUUUGUUCCUACACGAGGCCUUCUUGUUUGAUUUGAGGAGUCCAUUGAAGGAAACAUUUGGUCCUCGCCCCCGCUUUGCAAUCGAACGUGCGCUUGCCACUCCGUUUGACUACCUGCUUUCCUCGACGAUUGACACUACCACCAAAGUUUCAGCCAAACAGCCUGCCACGGCGAUUCUAUAUCAACUAUAUCUCGAUUCAGGCGCCAUGGUGAACGUUCAUGAUCUCUGGCAGGCUUUCCUUGGCGUGUUCGAAACCGAUCAGGGUAAAUCCUGCGAUGACCGAGUUGUGAUGUCUUUGUUCUAUAGUGCUCUCUCAGAGCUCAAGGCAUUUGGUGUAGUCAAGAACAGUCGGAAGAAGACUGAUCAUUUGGCUAAAUGUGCGUGGAUGGGACUCUAG